Messenger RNA from Mustela erminea (ermine), 1997 nucleotides. RefSeq names its product DAZ associated protein 2 (gene DAZAP2). Lineage: Eukaryota; Metazoa; Chordata; Mammalia; Carnivora; Mustelidae. The record is from RefSeq and is a predicted model, not a curated record. The transcript has 4 exons. The coding region runs from base 260 to 883 and encodes 207 amino acids.
UCGUGGGACGCGGGUGGGGGUUGGUAGACGAGGCCCAAGGGGCGGGGCCAACGCGAGCGAGUAGGCGGGACCACGCGAGCCCUCCCUCUAGCUACUGGAGGCCGGGCAAGGGGGCGGGGUUUCCGGCGGUAGCGGCUCUCGGGCGUCGGGUGACGCUAGGAGGACGAAUCGUCACGUGACACGGAAGUGACUACGAACAGGAAGAGGACGAAAAAAAUAACCGUCCGCGACGCCGAGCUGAACCGGACCAGCAGCCACCAUGAACAGCAAAGGUCAAUAUCCAACGCAGCCAACCUACCCUGUGCAGCCUCCUGGGAAUCCUGUGUACCCUCAGACCUUGCAUCUUCCUCAGGCUCCACCCUAUACUGAUGCUCCACCUGCCUACUCUGAGCUCUAUCGUCCAAGCUUCGUGCACCCCGGGGCCGCCACAGUCCCCACCAUGUCUGCUGCAUUUCCUGGCGCCUCACUGUAUCUUCCCAUGGCCCAGUCUGUGGCUGUUGGACCUUUAGGUUCCACAAUCCCUAUGGCUUAUUAUCCAGUUGGUCCAAUCUAUCCGCCUGCCUCCACCCCCUGGAUGCCCUCCCAACGCCGCUCAGCUUGCAGUCAUGCAGGGAGCCAAUGUCCUCGUAACUCAGCGGAAGGGAAACUUCUUCAUGGGUGGCUCAGAUGGUGGCUACACCAUCUGGUGAAGAACCAAGGCCACCUCCGUGCCGGGAAAGACAUCACAUACCUUCAGCACUUCUCACAAUGUAACUGCUUUAGUCAUAUUAACCUGAAGUUGCAGUUUAGACACAUGUUGUUGGGGUGUCUUUCUGGUGCCCAAACUUUCAGGCACUUUUCAAACUUAAUAAGGAACCAUGUUAUGGUAGCAGUACCUCCUUAAAGCAUUUUGAGGUAGGGGAGGCAUCCAUUCAUAAAAUGAAUGUGGGUAAAGCAGCCCUGAGGAUCUUCCUUUAAUUCCUCUGGAGUACUACUGUACCAUACUGGUCUUCGCUCUUAGUAAUAAAACAUCAAAUUAGGUUUGGAGGGAACUUUGAUCUUCCUAAGAAUUAAAGUUGCCAAAUUAUUCUGAUUGGUCUUUAAUCUCCUUUAAGUCUUUGAUUUCUAUUACUUGUUAUAAAUGAAAUGCAUUAGUUGUCUGCCUUUCCCUCCUUUGCCCCAUGGCCCACCCUCACCCCUAGUCUUCCAGUUCCUUCCCGCCAAUCUCCAUUGAAUCAAUGGUGCAGGACAGAAAGCCAGUCAGACUAACUUCCUUCUCUCCUUGCACUUGUCCCCACUUGCCAUCUUUUAACUAGUCUUUCACAAGGAUCCUCUGAAACUCUCUCUGUGCCCCAGGCACAGGCCCCAUUACUUCUGCUUUUGCAUCUCCUCAGGCAAAAGUGGAGGGUGCCCCUCGGACCCUCCUUACAGGUUGUUUUUUCAUCUGUGAACCAAACUCCAAUUUGCUUCGGUGCCAGAAAAACAGAGCUCUAUUUGAACCAAGGGUAUCAAUGCAAACUAUAAACAGGUUUGUUUAAAAAUGUGGGGGCAAGGAGGAGGAUGCAUUUCAAAAGCCUGAUGACAUCAGAGCCAAAUUAGGGGAAGUUUUCGCACCCAAAAACUGGUUAUCGUUCAUUGUCAGAGUAUCUCAUGUAGGCCUUCAUGGCUCCCGAGAAUUCCUCAGCCAGUUUAAUGGGGUCAUAUUAUGAGUCCCUCACUACAAAAUGACUUGAGUCCAGUAAAAUCUCAUUAGGGUUAAGAAUAUUUCAGGGAUCCUUAAUAUUUUGAUUUUUGUUUUCUGAAUUGGAUUUUAUUUUAUCUUAUAAUUUCAGUUCAUCUAAAUUUUGUGUUCUGUCCAUGUGAUGUUUGACUGUACCAUUGACUGUUAUGGAAGUUCAGCGUUGUAUGUCUCUCUCUACACUGUGGUGCACUUAACUUGUGGAUUUUUUAUACUAAAAAUGUAGAAUAAAGACUAUUUUGAAGAUUUGAAUAAAGUGAUGAAGUUGCAUUACACCUCA